AUGAAGGAUAAGUUCUAAGAAUGUAAUACAUAAAUAACCCUAAUAAAUUUAGUGAGGAAAUUGAUAGUUUUUAUUUCUAAACAAAAAUAUUGAAAACUCUAGAAUAAAUAAAACAUCUAAAUUGGAAAAUUGAAUGUAUAAAAGAAUCAAACUAAAUUGGAAAAUGGAUGGCUAUUUGGAAAAAUAAUUAAACUAUAAGUUCUGGUUAUUAUUUUGAAGAGAAGAUAAAAUAAGGAAUAUGGAAAGAAGCUGUUGAUAAUUAUUGGAGGUAAUGACUAAUUCAAUUCUAAAAGUAAAGCUGAAAUCUCAUAUAUUGGAAUGUAUUAAAACAAUAAGCGGAAUGAACUUUGGAAAAUAAUGUUAGGAAAGAAAUAAAUGUAUUUUAAAUAAUAUUUCAUAGAGGUGGAGGAUAAUAUAAUGAAUAAGGAAUGAAGUAUGGUAAAUGGAUAGAACAGAGUGAUGACUAUUGGAUGUAUAAAUAAAAAAUUACUAUCAUAGAGAAAAUUAAGUAACUUAUAAUGGUGAAUAUAUUGAUGGUAAAAAAUAUGGUUUAUGGAAUAUUUUAUAUAGACAAAAAUAUAUGUAACAAUAAUUAAUAUUUAUAAUAUUAAUAUAAUUUAGAGGUGGUGGUGUAUAUGAUAAAAAUGAAUUAAAGAAUGGAAAUUGGGUAGAUUUAUGUGAUGGGUUUUGUGAGUAUGCAACUUAUUUAUAUAUUAAUAUUCUAGUGGAUGUUAAUUCAUUUUCACAGGAAAAUAUAACAAUGGUUUAAAGUGUGGGAUUUGGAAUUCUAUUAUUUGGCAUCCUUGGAGAUAGCAAUUUGAUUAUAUGUAAGCAUAAUUUAUGAUAAUAUUACUAUUUAUUAGUGGUGGUGGAUAGUAUGAUGUAUUUGGAAUGAAGGAUGGUAAUUGGGUUGAAUUGAAAUCUGGUUAUUAAUCGUAUAAAAUUUUGCUUAAUUUAUUAAUAUCAAUAACUUAGCGAACGAUUUGUUACAUAUAAUGGGAAUUAUAAGGAUGGCAGAAAAUAUGGUAGAUGGGACAUUAAAUAUAAAGGGGAAUUCAUGUAAAGAGCAUUUAAAUAAUUAAAGUGGAGGAGGAAAUUAUUAUGAUAACGAAAUCAAAAAUGGUAAAUGGAUUGAAAUAAGUGACUCCUUUAUGAUGUAAAUAAUAAGAUUAUUAUAUCUUAGGGAUAGUUAAAUAAUUUACAAAGGUGAAUAUAAAAACAGUCAAAAAUUUGGAAAAUGGAACUCUAUGUUUAGGUUUUUAGGAGAAUAAAAUUUUUUAAAUUGGUAAUAAUUGAUAUAAUAAAAUUAAAGUGGAGGUGGAUCAUAUGAUGAAAACGGACAGAAGACUGGAAGUUGGAUAGAGUUGAGUGAUAAUUUUUCUAAGUAAUUUUUUGAAUUUAAUAAGAGAUUUAUCCAAAUUACUUUUGAAGGUGAGUAUCUUAAUGGAAAAAAGAUAUAAAAAUGGAGUACUUUAAAUAUAAAUUUGUAAGAAGAUAAAAUAAAGAAAAUGUAAAGAUUAUUUAAUGUUAGUGGGAGUGGAUUAUAUGAUAAGAAUGGAAUGAAAGAUGGGAAAUGGGUAGAAAUGGUUGAUAAUUUUUUGGAGUAUGAAAAUAUUCUUAUUAUAAAGAUACAAAGAAAUUACCUGCAAUGGCAAAUAUAACGAAGGAAGAAAAUAAGGAAGAUGGGAUUAUAAGAUAAAGAACAAAGAAUACAUGUAAGAAUGAUAAAAAAUAAUUUUAAGUGGUGGUGGAUAUUAUAAUUAAAAUGGAAAGAAAAAUGGUAAAUGGGUAGAUUUAGGUGAUUAUUUUAAAGAGUAUGAAGUUAUUUAAUUAGGUAUUUGUAAAUUAUUUGGAUUGGUGAAUAUGAUAAUGGUGAAAAAUGUGGAAAAUGGGAAUUUAUGUCAAGAGCAGAUUAAAAAUAAGCAUUUGUAAAAGGGUAUAUAAAAUUUUAUUAUUUUACAUUUUUAGCCGUGAAGAAUUUUAUGAAAUAGCAAAUAAAAAGAAAUGA
This is a messenger RNA of Paramecium pentaurelia, 2008 nucleotides long. Lineage: Eukaryota; Ciliophora; Oligohymenophorea; Peniculida; Parameciidae. The record is from the annotation of a GenBank genome assembly.